AGCAUAACGCGGGAAACGCUGUUGUGUUGGUUCAGUGUUUUCCACAGAGGAGCAUCUGCCACGCUAAUCCACACAUUUACGGAUAUCGUUACUACCGGUGUUAAUAAAUGUCUCCGGUUUGUUGCCGCUUUGCUCUGAACUGGUGAAGCCCACCGGAGCUCCGUCCUUCAGCUGCGACUGCUCGGCCCGCAUGAAGUUACCCGGAGGAGCCGUUAGUCGUAUGUCGGUCCCCGCGCUGCUCCUUAACGUCUGUGUAGCCACCGAGCAGUUGUUAGCUCCGACACAAAGAGAGGAGCCCCACUAGCCGGCUGAACACCCGCAACAUCUGUCCGACGCAACAUGGAGGCGUUUCAGAAAGUGGAGAAGAUAGGAGAGGGGACGUACGGAGUGGUGUACAAAGCCAAGAACAAAAUGACCGGAGAAACUGUUGCUCUGAAGAAAAUCCGGCUGGACGCAGAAACUGAGGGCGUACCAAGCACAGCCAUCCGAGAGAUUUCACUCCUCAAAGAACUCAGUCAUCCCAAUAUUGUCAAACUGCGCGACGUCAUCCAUACGGACAGCAAACUCUACCUUGUUUUUGAGUUCCUCCAUCAGGAUCUAAAGAAGUUCAUGGACUCCUCCUCUGUCACCGGCAUCCCGGUGCCUCUGGUUAAAAGUUAUCUUUUCCAGUUGCUGCAAGGCCUGUCCUUCUGCCACUCUCACAGAGUUCUUCAUCGAGACCUGAAGCCCCAGAACCUCCUCAUCAACGCUCAGGGGGAGAUCAAGCUGGCUGACUUUGGCCUUGCAAGGGCCUUCGGAGUUCCUGUCCGCACAUAUACACAUGAGGUGGUAACGCUUUGGUACAGAGCACCGGAAAUUCUCCUGGGCUGCAAAUACUACUCCACAGCUGUCGACGUCUGGAGUCUGGGGUGCAUCUUUGCUGAAAUGAUUACCAGAAGGGCUUUAUUCCCCGGUGACUCUGAGAUAGAUCAGUUAUUCCGAAUCUUCCGCACCCUGGGAACACCUGAUGAGACCGUCUGGCCCGGAGUCACAUCGAUGCCUGACUACAAGCCAUCCUUCCCCAAGUGGGCUCGGCAGGAAUUAUCCAAAGUGGUGCCUCUUCUUGACGAGGAUGGAAGAGAGCUGCUCGGAGAGAUGCUGAAUUACGAUCCAAACAAAAGGUUGUCUGCCAAAAACGCCCUUGUACAUCGAUUCUUCCGUGACGUCACCAUGCCACUUCCUCAUCUCAGACUCUGAGUUAUGCAAAAAUCUCAGUCUGUUUUAUCAGCAACAAUGUCUAAGCAAUAAGGACUGUCUCGCCUUGCUUCAUGUCUGUGACUGGAAUGGACAGAAAACGUGGCCACUACAGGAUACGAUGUGUUCUUCAGCACCUAAAACCAGCCCUUGAGGAGAUCAGUGUCCAGAGAGUCUUGUUGUGGUAACUGUUCUGGGUGUUUGACUGUAAUUUUCAAUAAUCAUCAAUGUGAUUUUGCAUAUUUAUGUGCCACUGCCAUGUUUGAUGUAAAUGUUACUUGUGAUUCACAAUGGGCUUUACUUAGCGCCAGUGGGGUACACCAAUUCUAGUUAUGUGCCAUUGAAUUUCCAACUUCAAAUGGUUUUAGAAUCCAAAUUGAAGUAGUCCUUUGUUUAGAUUUAUAUAUAAUUGAACAAGUUUGUGGGGUAGUGCAAAUAACAAUGGCAUGCUUUGUAAGACUGAGCAGCAGCUUAAUGGGGCAACAGCUCUCAAUACAUCGUGAGCUGAUGUAGAACUAUUGGUGCUAUAAAAACAUGAGAUUACAGCGGUGUUCUUCUGUUUUGAUCCUCUAACAUUUUGGCCCAAUGUGUCUUGACGUGAUUUUAUAACUGCACCUUUGUUUGCUUCAAAAUGUUUAUUUGACUUUCAGGUUUCCUCACAAAGCUGAAGUUCUGAUGUACAAAUGUCCGUGUUGUAAUUCAGAUUUUACAGAAUUGAAUGUGCUGUUGCAUCUUUCUUACUCUAGAUUUUUUCCAAAUUUAAUGACCUGUUUUAUAGAUGCUGUUUAUCCACAGUUUAAGAAAAUAAACUUGUUUUAAAAAAAACUGUUA
This is a messenger RNA of Acanthochromis polyacanthus (spiny chromis), 2064 nucleotides long. RefSeq names its product cyclin-dependent kinase 2 (gene cdk2). NCBI's taxonomy places the organism in Eukaryota, Metazoa, Chordata, Actinopteri, Pomacentridae. Gene Ontology annotation, cellular component: cyclin-dependent protein kinase holoenzyme complex; nucleus; cytoplasm. Gene Ontology annotation, molecular function: cyclin binding; cyclin-dependent protein serine/threonine kinase activity; ATP binding. The record is from RefSeq and is a predicted model, not a curated record. Gene Ontology annotation, biological process: regulation of gene expression; signal transduction; regulation of G2/M transition of mitotic cell cycle. The coding region runs from base 340 to 1236 and encodes 298 amino acids. The transcript is spliced from 7 exons.